Molecule: messenger RNA, 2948 nt
Organism: Ruditapes philippinarum (Manila clam)
Lineage: Eukaryota; Metazoa; Mollusca; Bivalvia; Venerida; Veneridae
Product: multiple epidermal growth factor-like domains protein 10
Exons: 21
Biological process (GO): protein dephosphorylation
Molecular function (GO): scavenger receptor activity; protein tyrosine phosphatase activity
Source: RefSeq, a predicted model, not a curated record
CUUUUUGCUCAUAAGGAAAACACUUAAGAAUAUGUUUGUCGUCUUUUCUUUCAUUAUUUUAUAUUAUGACAAGAUCUUUUAAUGGACUUAGUCAAAUUAAAACGAAAUGGAUUAUAUUUGUGUGUUGCUAAGUUUAUUUCUUAUUUUACCAACAGUCGAUUCCAACACAUGUCCGUCCGCAAACGGUGUUCAUGUCUUUGGAGAUAGAUGUGACUUCAUGUGUCAUUGUAAAAAUAAUGAACAAUGUGACAGAACUUCCGGUGGAUGCUCGUCUGGCUGUGAUAAAGGCUGGUUUGGACCCGGAUGUCAGUACAGAGAUCUAGCUGCGGACGGUAGAUUUUCACAAAGUUCUGCACAUCUUGCAACUGACGGAAACCUAGAAACUUGUUAUGAGACCAAAAUAAAAAAUAAACCAGCCUGGAAGAUUUCGUUUACUUCAAUCGAGACAAUUACAGAAUUACAUUUAGUAACUAAGUCCGACACAUUAGAAUAUUUUGAGAACUUUAAAGUUCUUGUACAAAAUAGAUCAAACGAAGAAAAAGAGAAACAGGAAUGUUACAAACAUGCAGGAAUAGCUCCGAAAAGCAAACAGUUCAUUGUUCUUUGUUACAGUCGAUUAGUUGGAAACAAAGUAACGAUUAAGUUGACAAAUAACAAUACACAGUUGGUCAUAUGUGACGUUAAAAUAAAUGGGGGCAGAAAUUUAGCGUUUAAACGUAAAGCCUCUCAAGUAUCGAUACAUAAAACCUGUCCGCUUAAUGCAUGUAAAGCCGAAAAUGCUGUUGACGGGAUAAAUAAUGAACAGGUUUGGUCGAAAUGCAGUUACAGCUCUGAUGUAGAAAAUGCUUGGUGGGAUGUAGAUCUUGGUACUGAAGCGAUAAUUCAUAACAUUCAAAUUGUGGCUGUUAAAGAUGCAAAAAGCAAGUAUCAAAUUGAAAUAAAAAGCAAUACAGGUGUUAAUAAUUUCCAUCGUGCGGUAACUGCAGCAGCAAAUGUAGACAUAAAUAUAAAUGUGAUUGGCAGAGUUGUUCACUUGGUGAGGGAAAUGAAUAGACGGAUACAGCUAUGCGAAGUUUAUGUCUAUGGGGAUUGUCAGGAGAAUAUGUGCGGAUACGAUUGUAAGAAACCUUGUCAUUGUCGAGAUGCAACAAUAUGGGACAAACUAUCAGGAAAUUGUUCCAAUGGGUGUAAAGACGAAUGGGAAGGUACUCAGUGUAACAUACGUUGCAGUGACGGUUACUAUGGACAGGGUUGUUCAAAAACAUGCAGCGUUAACUGUCUUAAAGAGCAAGGACGUAUACUUUGUGAUUCUGUCAAUGGUAGUUGUAUACAUAAAUGCAAUACAGGGUGGAAAGGACAACUUUGUAAUCAAGAGUGUGACGCUGGUGAAUAUGGCAAAAACUGCAAAGGAAACUGUAGCGAACAUUGUGCAGAAGGAGCAACAAAUUGUAAUCGCAUGACUGGGUUUUGCCUAUCAGGCUGUAAACCGGGAUGGAAUGGAUCACUUUGUGACAAAGAGUGUGAUGCUGGUAAAUAUGGUAAGAACUGCAAAGAAAAGUGUAGCAAAUAUUGUAACAAUGGAGCAGCAAAUUGUAAUCGCACGACUGGGUUUUGCCUAUUAGGCUGUAAACCGGGGUGGAAUGGAUCACUUUGUGACAAAGAAUGUAAAGAUGGUUACUACGGUGAAAUGUGUAUCGAAACAUGCAGUGGUCAUUGUAACGGUGGAAACAAAAAUUGUAGAAAUAUCGAUGGACAUUGUUUACUAGGUUGCAAAAAUGGAUGGAAAGGAACAAAUUGUGAUUCUGAAUGUAAUGCUGGUCAUUAUGGUGAUGAUUGCACCAAUCUAUGCAGUGUUCAUUGUAAAGAGGGAAGAAUAUGUAGACAUACAGAUGGAGAAUGUUUGAAUGGUUGCCAGGCAGGGUGGAAUGGUAAAAAAUGUGAUUCAAAAUGUAUGUCUGGGAAGUUUGGUCCGGGAUGUAAUGAAACCUGUCCUUCGAAUUGUAAACGUGAUGACUGUGGGUAUGUUGAUGGCAAAUGUAAGGGAGGGUGUAUACCGGGCUUUCAAGGAGAGAAAUGCAACACAAAAUGUACGAUCGGUACCUUUGGCGAAGAAUGUAGCAAGAAGUGUAGUGGUAAUUGUGUAGGCGGUAAUGUGAUGUGUAGACAUACAGAUGGACACUGUCAAAAUGGUUGCCAGGCAGGGUGGAUUGGAACAAACUGUUUCUCAGAAUGUGACAUUGGGUUUUACGGUAAGAACUGCUCGUCGGUGUGUGGUAACUGUCAUAUCGGAAACCGUUGCGACCACGUUACUGGCAUUUGUGAUGGAGGAUGCCAAACAGGUUACAGCGGCGACUCCUGUUUACAAGCAAUGCAAACGUCGAAUAUUUCGAAUUCGAUUGUGGCAGGGGGAGUAGCGGUUCUUGUGAUCUUUAUUUUAAUUGGAGUAAUUGCUUUCGUUUGGUAUAAGCAACGCAAUCAGAAUAAAAGAAAAGAUGAACAAAGAGGUGACGUGGAGCUCACGGACGCUGUUGCGACUGCUAGCAAUGAAAAUAGAAGGCCAUCUCAUGGUGUAAAUACGCAAUCAAAUACAGCAGAUGACAGUGGAAGUGCGGCGGCAGCGGAUGCAAACAUUUACAACAACUUCCCGAUGCAAAGUAUCACCAGGAAUGCCAUACAACUGUCAAACCUUCUACCAUAUGUCAAAGAGAAUCUGACCAAUCCUGACCACUUUGCAACUGAAUUUCAGGAUAUACCGUAUGGAAUGAAAAAGUCGUCUGCUGUUGCCAAGAAAUCGUUUAACCGCGGAAAGAACAGAUACAAGGAUAUGCAUGCAUAUGAUGAAACACGUGUUAAGCUGAAAAAACUGCCAAACAUACAGGGAUCAGAUUAUAUCAAUGCGAGUUUCAUCAAGGGACAUCACAAAGAAUAUGCCUACAUAGCGGCACAAG